Messenger RNA from Cyprinodon variegatus (sheepshead minnow), 1265 nucleotides. RefSeq names its product transmembrane protein 125-like (gene tmem125b). The coding region runs from base 409 to 1113 and encodes 234 amino acids. Lineage: Eukaryota; Metazoa; Chordata; Actinopteri; Cyprinodontiformes; Cyprinodontidae. The record is from RefSeq and is a predicted model, not a curated record. The transcript is spliced from 2 exons.
GACAUCAGUAAAGUCAGAGCGAUGAUGGAAACCUUCAAGGGCAGACAGUUACUGGGAUUACGUAAAUAUCGCUGCUACUUCUUUACAUAGAAGCAGAUUCAUGUUGUUAGUCUGUGCCUCUGCUCUGCUGGAUCCUCUUCUGCCUUCAUCCCGGAUCAGGAUUCUUAACAUCCAGCUUGGUCUCCUUGAACCUGGAGCUUUGGUUCAAGGAGAGAAAGGCUACAGGACUGCAGGAAGUUAUUCUUUUAGGGAGAAUUAUUCUAACUUCAGAUGAGAAUAAUCUCAUGUAAGGAAUGAACCAAAACAUAGCAGCCGAGGAGUUUUCUAAACUGUUCAGUUCUAAAUACAGAUGCAGAGGGAAGGGAGAUACAUGAUUCUCAUGCAGCUUAUCUGACUGACUGGGAUGCAAUGCCUGAGAUGCAGACCCUCUACUACAGCAUGCGUCGGCCUCCAAGCCUCUACCUGGAUCCCUUUGAAACACAGCAGCAUAUCCUGGAGGACCAAGUGCAAUUCUGGUGGUUCCGGGAGCCAAGAAAGUCCCUGAUCUGCUACUGUGCCUCAGUGGCCCUCAUAAUGGGACUCGGCCUUGGUGGAGUGGGGCUUCUUUCCACCACCAACAGCCUGUCUGUGGAGUGGCGUCUUGGGGUGGGAACCACACUCUGCCUUCUAGCCCUUGCUCUUUUACUCAAGCAGCUCCUGAGCUCCGCCAUCCAGGACAUGAACUGUGUCCACAGCCGACGUCAGAUCGAACAGCUGCGGAGCGGAGGGAGGGCCGACCCACCACUGAUCUUUGCCGUGGGGCUGUCAGUGAUUCUGUGUGGGACCGUGCUGCUCUGUGUGGCCACAGCAGGGAGCCACAGUCACGACAGCAGAGAGAUGUUGGUGUCUGGGGCAGCACUCAUGGCUGCUGGUGGAGGCAUGGGUCUGGCAGUAGUGGGGUACAGCGUGAUGACGUAUCUGAAGAGGAGAAGGGAGCAGAGGAUGAGGAGGAGGCUGAGAAUCAGUAGAGCGAGGAGGCUGGGGGGCCAGGCUGUCCGAGUGUUCAGCGUUUCUCCUCGGCAGAUGAGUCAAAUCAGGAGGGACACUUCCACCAGCAGGACAAGUCUGAUCUGAAAGGUCUGAAUGAGAAAAAGAAAACUGCCCAGAGAAGAAGAAAACUGUCUUGAUAAAAUUGUAAAAUUUUAUUUAGCUGCAGGGAAAUUAAUAAAGGGGAGAAUCACAUUAAAAGUCUCAUUGAUUCCUUAUGCAAAAUAACAGAAUACUGA